This is a messenger RNA of Wasmannia auropunctata (little fire ant), 1197 nucleotides long. RefSeq names its product tyrosine-protein kinase receptor Tie-1-like. The annotation marks the transcript as partial. The record is from RefSeq and is a predicted model, not a curated record. Lineage: Eukaryota; Metazoa; Arthropoda; Insecta; Hymenoptera; Formicidae. The transcript has 2 exons. Gene Ontology annotation, cellular component: signaling receptor complex. Gene Ontology annotation, biological process: cell surface receptor protein tyrosine kinase signaling pathway; positive regulation of kinase activity; protein phosphorylation. Gene Ontology annotation, molecular function: transmembrane receptor protein tyrosine kinase activity; ATP binding.
AAAGUAUAUCUAGGUAGCUUAAACAACAAUGAGAAUACAUUAAUAGCUGUUAAAAUGUCACAAUGUUGUGAUGCAUGCAACGAACCUGAAGCUAGGCAUCAAUUAAUGGAAGAAAUCAAAAUAAUGAAAGCAGCUGGUUCUCAUACACAUUUAGUCAGCCUUAUAGGUUGCUGCACUUUACCAAAUAAUCCUAUAUGCAUAAUUUUAGAAUAUAUGGAAGGUGGGGAUUUGCUUGCCUAUCUACAUUGUAGAAGAAAAAUCAAAUCAGAUGAUAUAUCUUUGUGCAGUUUUGAAAAGGCUGUAUCUAGGUACGCAAAUAUUGUUGAAAAAAAUGACAAUUUAUAUGAUGUAAUUGAGAAGCAACAAUUUAUGAAGUUUGCGCUUGAUAUUGCAAGAGGAAUGGAAUAUUUGGAAGCUAAAGGAAUUAUACACAGAGAUUUGGCAGCAAGAAACAUCCUCCUCACUUCAUUGUCAAAUCCAACAUUAAAGAUUUCUGAUUUUGGUUUGUCACGAAAUGGAAUAUACGUAAUAAAUAAUAUGGAUGGCAAAAUUCGUAAACUUCCAAUACGUUGGAUGUCACCAGAAGCUGUGCGUGAUCAUGCUUUCUCUUCUAAAAGUGAUGUCUGGUCAUUUGGUGUUGUACUCUGGGAAAUUGGAACUUUAGGUUCUUUUCCAUAUGCUACUAUACAGGAUAACGAAUUGUUGCGUUAUUUAACUCGGAACAAAUGUCGUCUAGCGUGUCCUAAUACGAUUUCUCAAGAUAUAUAUACAAUUAUGUGUUCUUGUUGGAAUACAAAGCCGGGAGAUAGACCUAGUUUUGCACAACUUGUUUUAGACCUGCAGAUAUUAAAAAAACCUUCAUAUUCUAUGCAUGAAGCAAGCAAUCCUUGUUAUGCAUUGCUAUCACAUUAAUAUAGAAUUAUUUGAUAGGAUAUGUAUAAAUAUGUACGUUUGAAAAAAAUUAAAAUACAAAUAUAUAGUUUUUAUUAAAAUUGUAAAAUAUUCCGUAAUAUUAGUCAGAUAUUAUGUAUUUAAUCAAGAAAAGUCUAUAAUAUUGAAUCAUAGUUUUAUUUUAUAGAAAUGUAAAAAUUAAUAUUAAAAGAUAAAAUAUUUGAUUAAAAAACCAGUUUAGUUCUGAUAAGGUAUUACAACAGCUAAAAGUAAAAUCAACAAUAAAUGCCCUCAUUUUAACAAAAA